CAGUGGCUCUGGAGUGAAACAAGAUAAAUUCCUUUCCUUUGGGAAAAGGCAGGGACAAUUGCAGACUUAAAGAUGUUUAACAAUAGUGUAACUGACCAGAAGCAAAAGGUGGAAACCAUAACUAAAAACAUUAACAAAAUUUCUUUGGAGUUGAAGAAAAUGACAGAGCUCUCCCAGUUACUGCUUUGUGACCUUAAUCUGCAGUUUGGUUAUCCUGUGAAUACAGAGGACUUAAAGGAAACAGAAAGAAAUGAGUCUCCAUUUGAAAAGUCUGAAAUGCCAGAUGUAUCCCUUCCUCCUAACAGUUUUUCUGUCUAA
Octodon degus (degu) is the source of this 318-nucleotide messenger RNA. It is a transcript of the gene CUNH5orf58, whose product is annotated as chromosome unknown C5orf58 homolog. The record is from RefSeq and is a predicted model, not a curated record. The transcript has 3 exons. The coding region runs from base 73 to 318 and encodes 81 amino acids. NCBI's taxonomy places the organism in Eukaryota, Metazoa, Chordata, Mammalia, Rodentia, Octodontidae.